AACACAACUAGUACCCAGUCUCUAGGGCAAUAUGAACAUCGAACUAAAACAAGAUUGCUUUCUACUCGAGAUGGUUUGAGUUAUGCACGUGUAAUCGUAUAUUUAUAAGCAAAUUAACAAGUGCUAAGCCAUGGAAAGGACUCACAAGAAUUCUGCUACUAAGGGAGAAAUAAGCGAAGAAGAAGAAGAUUUUGAGAGUGCAGACGAAGGUGAAGAAGAAAGUCCGCCAUCUUUGGCCACGUCAGCCGAAUCCACGUCGGGAACCGCGGAACAAACUAUGGAAGGAUCCGUGGAAAACAGUCAGGAAAAAUCCCCGGAAAGACCAUCACUACAAGAAAAUGUUGAUGAUGUAAAAAUGGAGGUAAAUGCGAAGCCAGGAGAACAGGAAACGCGAGAAACACCUAGUAGUGAAACUUUAUCAAACUCUGGAAGCUCGUCAAAAUCAACGCUACCGCCUACAGAAGUCGAAUCUAGCGAAGAUUUUGAGCAAUCGAUCCCUCGAAACAAUGAGAAGAGUGGCACAGGUGAUAUAAUAGAAGAAUCGAGAGAGGGCAAAGUAGAAAGUAAUAAUGAAGAGAACCGAAAAAAUCCAGAAUCGGAGAUUUGUGAGACUGAACCAAAUGACAAACAGCAAGAUAAUGACACGAAAGGCAGCAGUUCGCCGGAGAAUUCAUCAGUAGACAGUGAGAUCAAGCAAGAGACGAAAUCCCCAACAACUGAGGCAUCGUCUGAAGGUGCUACCAAGAAGGAGGGUUCCCCUCAAGACCAAGAACAUCAACCAGAAGCAGAAACUGGGUGGGGUUGGGGUAGCUGGGGAUCCGUCUUGUCGCAGGCAACAGCAUCCGUGACCUCCGGUCUAUCGCAUGUUAUUGAGAGUGUGGAAACUUCACUAGGGAUCCCUGAGCCUUCUGAGAUAGCUCACAAGGUCACAGAGGAAGAGAAGAAGGCACAGAAAUCAGUCGUUAUGGAUGAGCCUGUACCUACAGAACCUAAGGAGACAGGGGAAGGGCAAGUUGAAGAGGAAGAGUCCCUGUCAUCUGCACUUUCUGCAUUUGGUUUGUCUAACGUGAUGCGCUCCAAGCUGGUAACCGAUGGUCUGGAGGCCCUGGAGUUUAUUGGCAAAAAAACGAUGGAUGUUAUUUCUGAUGGUGACCCAGGUUUGAGGAAGAAACGGGAAGCUCUAUCAGCAGGAAAUGGUCCUAAUCUCUCACAGAUGCUUCGCGAAGCUAAAGAGGAAGCAGAACGCAAAGCAGCCCACCAAGAACAAGAGAAGGCGACCAAAAACGUGAAUUUUAGCACCGAGUUCGAUCAGCACCAGGGAUUGGCUCAUUUGGAAGCUUUAGAGAUCCUAGCCAAGGAGAGCGAACAUAAGGUCGAGUCACAAAUAAUCGAUUUACCCGAGGAGCAACUGAACAUCACCAAGCCAGUGUUGCGCACUCUACAGGACCUUUUGCGAGCAAACGAAGACGAGGAGGACGACGAGGCUGAGGAGCAGGACUUUAGCACGGAAAUCCAGCAGAGUCUGGAGAGCCUUCAUCUCACCCAUAUCCCGGACAAGAUCACCCACGUGGCGACUAGCGCUAAGGAGUGGAUAAAAGCUUGCGUGAAGGACCAAGACCAGACCCCAGGUAGCCGCCAUGCACCGGACAUUUACAAAUGCGGGAUUUCAACGCUGGCUGAGCUCACCGCUAGGACUGUCGAACAGUUUCACAAAAUCGCCGAAGUGAUUCUUUUACUUGGAGAGAAGGAGACGUCUGCCAUAGUGCGCGCGCAGGGUUUGAAAAGGAUGACGGGAUCGGUGUGUACGGAGGUAUCUGUACUGGCGACGCACUUUGCGGGGUGUCUUAACACUGCGGCAGACGACUCCGAGGACCCAGAGGGCGUCAGUACACUCAUUACCAGUCUCUAUCUCGAGUCGAGCGAGUGCGCGCGAUACGUGCAACACGCCUUUGAGCUGCUAGGCCCAGUCCUCCAGCUGUCAUCUCUGGGCGAGAAGACUGAGGAGAGUUGAGUCAGUCCUAGUCUUACUUGUGUGGGACAAAAAUUUUGUCAUGUCUCCCAAAGAAAGUGAGGAGUAUACGAAAAUUUCGCUCAUAAAUACGUGUUGCCAAGGUGCUAGGGUCCGUAGUUAUUUGUAUGUAACCAAAAAAAGAAAACACUUGGAAAACAUUCAUAUUAACAGAAAGGCACUUUAAUACGUCACGCCAAGUAUCCUAAUGACAUUAUCUAUGAAUAUAAAUGUAUUAACGGGUGUUUUUACAAACUUUUACCAAGUGAUAAAAACGAAUUUGAUAAAAAAAUAUAUUAAAAUUAACUACCUAUAAUAA
Nematostella vectensis (starlet sea anemone) is the source of this 2327-nucleotide messenger RNA. RefSeq names its product protein FAM114A2. The record is from RefSeq and is a predicted model, not a curated record. NCBI's taxonomy places the organism in Eukaryota, Metazoa, Cnidaria, Anthozoa, Actiniaria, Edwardsiidae. The transcript is spliced from 5 exons. Bases 131 to 2011 code for a protein of 626 amino acids.